AACGGCUCAUCCUGUGAGACGUGUUGUAUUCGACUCUGAGUUACGUUUACAUGCGUCCACUCUCUUGUAGAAAUACAAUAAUUAGUUGUUGUUAUUGACGAGAACUGACAGCAAAGUCAAAAGGACAUACACGUGUUGACUAACGAGAGCUCAAAAACAUCCCUCAGCUCUAUGUGUGUUGGUGUCCAGAUAACACAGACGGUGUUCGCCAAAAUGUGUCUCCCCCGGCAGUCGAUUAGCUUAAUGCUUUUUUUCCCUGCUUUUUAUGAUCACUUUUUCUAAACAUGGCAUUCCACAAACUGAACAUGGCGAUCUGAGAUGCAGCUUGAUAAACAUACACUACCGUUCAAAAGUUUGGGGUAACUUAGAAAUGUCUUUAUUUUUCAAAGAAAAGCACUGUUUUUUCACUAAAGAUAACAUUAAUCAAAAAUACACCCGACACAUUGUUAAUGUGGUAAAUGACUAUUCUAGGUGGAAACGUCUGGUUUCUAAUGAAAUAUCUCCAGAGGUGUAUAGAGGCCCAUUUCCAUCAACUAUCACUCCAGUGUUCUAAUCGUACAUUGUGUUUGCUAAUCGCCUUAGAAGACUAAUAUCUGAUUAGAAAACCCUUGUGCAAUUAUGUUAGCACAGCUGAAAACAGUUAUGCUGGUGAUAUAAGCUAUACAACUGGCCUUCCUUUGAGCUUGAAGUUUGAAGAACAAAAUUAAUACUUCAAAUAUUAAUCAUUAUUUCUAACCUUGUCAAUGUCUUGACUAUAUUUUCUAUUCAAUUUUCAAUUCAUUUGAUAAAUAAAAGUGAGUUUUCAUGGAAGACACGAAAUUGUCUGGAUGACCCCAAACUUUUGAACGGUAGUGUAUUUUUAGUUGGACUAAGUUAUACCUCAACGGUAAUCAUCUAUUCAUUUUGUUGAAGACAUUCUCUUCAACAACUUAUAUGUGUAUCGGCCAAUAUGGCUCAUUGACAAUCAGCAAUCUGUGCUGGCAGCAAAAAAAAAAAAAACUGAUCCAAAAGCUGAUCGGAUCUCUCACUGAAAGUCGUGAUGCAAUUCUAACCGGCUAGAGAAAAAAAUCAUCAGUGGACAAAACGAAGAACCGCCAGGUUCUCGGCCUUGUAGAGCAUUCAGGACGGAGGACACGCGGCUGUGGAGAACAACAUUAUUACAUUACAUCACGUGUCAUUUAGCAGAUGAAUCUCCUUCCUCCUACUUUGGGGGAACUUUCCAUCAAUUUAUAAAAAAUAUUUAGUUGCUUUCUGUUAAUCAUGAGCUGCUGACUUAUAUUCAAUUCAGUUUAUUUGUAUAGCCCAUUUUCACAAAUUAUAAAUUUGUCUCAGAGUGCUUUACAAUCUGUACAUAUAGACAUCCCUGACCUUUGACCUGACAUCGGAUCAGGAACAACUCCCAAACAACCCUUCAGGGGGAAAAAGUGAAGAACCCUUCAGGAGAGCAACAGGAGGAUCCCUCUCCAGGAUGGACAGAACAAUAGAUGUCAUGUGACCAGAAGGACAGAUUAGAGUUGAAACACAUUCAUUGAAUAUGACAGAGUUUAUAUAUAUGCAGCUUUGACUUCAUCUGUAUAAAUUGUUCAGCAUAUUGCUCUUUGAUUUUCUUUCCACUCCGUCUGACCGGUGCUACUGUUUCCCACGUGUCAGCAGGGGAAACGUCCUUUUAGAUGCAUUCUACUUCAUUGUUUACCCCAUGACUAAAACACUCCGUGUCUGGAUUACCAAUGAGCUUCGUAACAGAAGUCCGGCAGAUGAAGAUACCGCGUCGUUGUUUUUAAGGCUCUUGGAAUACAGCCCGUUGGCACAGUCUGUCCCAUAUCCACAGUCCCACCCCAGGCCUGUCUCGAUGUCUCCGGCUGGAUUUCCCGCCCCGUCAGCCUCCAGGACUUCCCUCCAUAAUCCCAACUGUUGCACCUGCGCUCAAGACGCAGACAUCGGAGCAUCAGCCUCCGUACAUCAUCGCCGUUCUUCCUCGGUACGUGGAGAUCCGGACGUUCGAGCCGAGGCUGCUGGUGCAGAGCGUGGAGCUGCAGAGGCCUCGCUUCAUCACCUCAGCAGGGUGAAGCAAAAUAUUGUGUAUGUCGCCAGCAACCACUUUGUGUGGCGCCUGGUGCCCGUGUCCAUCGCCACCCAGAUCCGGCAGCUCCUUCAGGACAAGCAGUUUGAGCUGGCUCUUCAGCUGGCGAUGAAGGACGAUUCAGACGGCGAUAAGAAGCAGCAGAUAAAUCACAUCCAGAAUCUCUACGCCUUCAAUCUGUUUUGCCAGAAGAGAUUUGAUGACUCCAUGCAGGUGUUUACCAAGCUGGGCACAGAUCCCACCCAUGUGAUUGGGCUGUACCCAGACCUGCUCCCUGCAGACUACCGCAAACAGCUACACUACCCCAACCCUCUGCCUAGUCUGUCCGUGGCAGAGCUGGAGAAGGCUCAUCUCGCUCUCAUCGAUUAUCUCACACAGAAACGCAGCCACCUUGUGAAACAGCUGAACGACUCUGACCCUUCGACCACGUCUCCGCUCAUGGAGGGCACGCCUACCAUCAAGAGCCGCAAAAAGCUCCUGCAGAUCAUUGACACCACCCUGCUGAAAUGUUACCUGCAUACCAACGUGGCCAUGGUGUCCCCCCUCCUUCGUCUGGAAAACAACCACUGCCACAUCGAGGAGAGCGAGUACGUCCUGAAGAAGGCCCACAAGUACAGCGAGCUCAUUAUCCUCUAUGAGAAGAAGGGCCUGCACCAGAAAGCUCUGCAGGUGCUGCUGGACCAGUCCACCAAGGCCAACUCUCCGCUGAAGGGCCACGAGCGAACGGUGCAGUACCUCCAGAGACUGGGAGUGGAGAAUUUGGGGAUGAUCUUUGAGUUCUCUCCCUGGGUGUUGAAGAUCUGCCCUGAGGACGGCCUGAAGAUCUUCACGGAGGACCUGACCGAGGUGGAGACUUUGCCCCGGGACAAGGCGCUGAACUUCUUGAAGGAGGGCUUCAAGGAGCUCGCCAUCCCAUAUUUGGAGCACAUCAUUUACGUGUGGGACGAUAAGGUGCCGGAGUUUCACAACGUGUUGAUCCAGCUCUACCUGGAGAGGGUGCAAGGCCUCAUGAAACAGUACCUCAACUCACUGCCAGAAGGAGUUCCAGCUGUUGCUGCGGGGAAGGAGGAAGGAGAUCUGGGAGAGUUCAGGAACAAGCUGCUGUCCUUCCUGGAUAUUUCUACCAGCUAUGAACCGGCCAGACUCAUCAGUGACUUCCCCUUUGACGGCCUGCUGGAGGAGCGGGCUCUGCUUCUGGGUCGGAUGGGUAAACACGAGCAGGCGCUCUUCAUCUACGUGCACAUCCUGAAAGACACCCGCAUGGCUGAAGAAUACUGCCACAGCCAUUACAGCGGCUCAGUCGACGGGAAUAAAGAUGUGUACCUGUCCUUGCUGCGGAUGUACCUGUCUCCUCCUGACGUCCACUGCCUGGGGCCCAUCAAGAUGGAGCUGUCGGAGCCUCAGGCCAACCUGCAGGCGGCUCUGUGCGUCCUGGAGCUGCAUCACAGCAAACUCAACACCUCCCAGGCCAUCAAUCUGCUCCCGGCCAACACUCAGAUCCGAGAGAUCCGGGUCUUCCUCGAGAGCGUGUUGGCGGAGAAGGCGCAGAGGAAACGCUGCAACCAGGUGCUGAAGAGUCUUCUGCAGGCCGAGUUCCUCCGAGUGCAGGAGGAGCGGAUCUUCCACCAGCAGGUGAAGUGUGUCGUCACCGAGGAGAAAACCUGCCGAGUCUGCAGGAAGAAGAUCGGAACCAGUGCGUUCGCCAGGUAUCCCAACGGCGUGGUGGUGCACUACUUCUGCUGCAAGGACCGCAACGCGUGUCCCGCCGAGCAGUGAGCGCACGCCGCCGGACGACCCCACA
Messenger RNA from Pseudoliparis swirei, 3881 nucleotides. RefSeq names its product VPS39 subunit of HOPS complex (gene vps39). Gene Ontology annotation, cellular component: membrane; cytoplasm. Gene Ontology annotation, molecular function: protein binding. The record is from RefSeq and is a predicted model, not a curated record. The transcript is spliced from 18 exons. The coding region runs from base 1697 to 3856 and encodes 719 amino acids. Gene Ontology annotation, biological process: endosomal vesicle fusion; vesicle-mediated transport; autophagy. Lineage: Eukaryota; Metazoa; Chordata; Actinopteri; Perciformes; Liparidae.